Messenger RNA from Vanrija pseudolonga, 711 nucleotides. It is a transcript of the gene RABB1B, whose product is annotated as Ras-related protein RABB1b. Gene Ontology annotation, biological process: vesicle-mediated transport. Gene Ontology annotation, cellular component: Golgi apparatus. NCBI's taxonomy places the organism in Eukaryota, Fungi, Basidiomycota, Tremellomycetes, Trichosporonales, Trichosporonaceae. The record is from RefSeq and is a predicted model, not a curated record. The transcript has 5 exons. Bases 1 to 711 code for a protein of 236 amino acids. Gene Ontology annotation, molecular function: GTP binding; GTPase activity.
AUGGACCAGCUGACUUGCAUCCUCAAAUACGUGAUUGUCGGCGACGCGGCCGUCGGCAAGUCGUGCCUCCUCGUCCGGCUCACCGACGACCGGUUCUCGGCGUCCGAGCCGACGCUCGGAGUCGAGUUUGGCAGCCGGAUCCUGAGCGUUGGGGAGAAUGGCAAGCGAGUCAAGGUGCAGUGCUGGGACACCGCCGGCACCGAGUCGUUCCGGAGCAUCACGCGGAGCUACUUUCGCGGCGCGGCGGGCGCCUUGCUCGUGUACGACGUCACACGGCGAGAGACGUUUGAGCACGCCACGAGUUGGCUCGACGACCUGCGGGCGCACGCCGACGAGAAUGUGUCGAUUAUUCUGGUCGCAAACAAGACCGACCUGUGCUCGGCCGAGCCGACCGCCGUGCCGCAAAUACAGUACGGCGUGGCGAUCCCGCACGCGGUGGACGACGACGCACCAGCAGCGACGCCCGAGGCCAUCGCCGCGGCCGCCAAGCUCCGCCCACGGGCGGUGAGCACGAUCGAGGGGGCGUUGUUCGCCAAGGAGCAUAACCUGCUCUAUGUCGAGACGAGCGCCAAGGAGGGCUGGGGCGUCGUCGACGCGUUCGAGUGGACGGCGCGCCAGAUCCUCGAGCGGGUCGAGCGCGGCGAGUUUGAGCGCCGCAAGCCGAGCGGAGUGAAGCUUGACUCGGCAAAGUCCAAGGGCGGGUGCUGUUAG